CUUUGGCAAGACAAGAGUUGUCUGAAGAGGGAAGACCCUGAAAGUGAUAAACCAGGUAGAUCGACGACACACGCUAGUUAACCCUAACCCUCAGACGCCUUCAAGGGUUAGUAAAUUCAUCUUGACCCGAGGAGGUCACCCGAGGUCACCCGACGCGCUGCGGCGCGGUUAAGCUGCCCAGAAAUUUCAAGCAGGGUCGUCGGUGAGGAAGCAAAAAGCUGCGCAUAUCCCUCCUAACACCACCCAUGCCUCGAGGUAGCCACGCCGCGCUCAAAUGCUCGAACAGACGCUUGCAAUGACAUGCCUCGGCCGAGAAGGAUGCUGAAACCGACUUUUUCCUCGCUCGUCACCAAGCGCCUCUUCGCCCCGGGCUGGACGUGCGCCCGGUGCCGCAGCAGUCAACUCUCUCGAACGAGCUUGUUCCGGCUCCGGCAACUGCGGCCGGAGGCGGCGCGGCUGCGAUGCUGCUGUCAGUCGGGGACGACGUGAGGAACGGCUACGACGCAAUAGAGCGCACGGGACGAGUGGCGGCGACUCUUGUUUUAUGUAUCAACGACUACCGAACAACGUUAAACCAACGAGAGAAGCUCGAAGAUGCUGAGGAGAAGGAACAUGUUCUCAAGGCCUGCCACAAACGAUGCGCUGAGAGGACGCUGAAGGUACUAGAGAAGAAUGGUGGGAUAUUCAUUAAGCUCGGCCAGCACUUGAGCGCCAUGAACUACCUCCUCCCCGCGGAAUGGACGACGACCUUCAUACCCCUGCAGGACAGAUGCCCCGUGUCCUCGUUCGAAUCGAUUGAGCAGAUGUUCAGGAAGGACACAGGGGAGGAGCUGUGGGACUACUUCUCCGAGUUCUCGCCCGAGCCGAUUGGCGCCGCUUCGCUCGCACAAGUCCACCUCGCAACAAUCAAGGAGACGGGGCAGAAGGUGGCCGUCAAGGUGCAACAUCCGAGCCUGGAACAAUGGUCCAAGUUGGACAUGUCGCUCACCAGCUUCACCUUCUCGACCCUGAAGCGCUUCUUCCCCGAAUACGACCUCGAGUGGCUGUCGUCCGAAAUCGAGGUCUCGCUUCCGAUCGAGCUGGACUUCCGAUGCGAGGCGGAGAAUGCGCGGCGCACGAAGGAAUACUUUGCUCGCAUCCCGGAGCUGCCGCUCGUCAUCCCGGACGUCGUCUGGGCGAAGAGGCGCAUUCUCGUCAUGGCCUACGAGACGGGACGCCGGCUCGACGACCUCGAGUAUCUCGACUCGAACGGGAUCGACCGCGACGAGGUGUCGGCCACGCUGGCGCGGAUAUUCAACGAGAUGAUCUUCGGCGACGGCGCGCCGCUGCACUGCGACCCUCACGGCGGCAACAUCGCGAUCCGCAAGAACCCGGCCCGGCGGGGGGCCAACUUCGACAUCAUCCUGUACGACCACGGCCUGUACCGGGACAUCCCGCAGUCGUUACGGCGCUCGUACGCCAAGAUGUGGCUGGCCAUCAUCGACGGCGACAUGGAGCGCAUGAAGAGGUACGUGACCGAGGUGGCCGGCGUGGGCGAGGACAAGUUCCCGCUGUUCGCGUCGGCCAUCACGGGGCGCGACUUCAGCGUCGUCAGCUCGUCGAUCCUGAAGCCCAAGGACGCGAGCGAGCAGAAGGCGAUGAGCGGCGCGCUGCAGGACGGCCUGCUCGCCGAUCUGGUGCAGAUGCUCGGCCAGGUGCCGCGCAUCAUCCUGCUCAUCCUCAAGACCAACGACCUGACCCGCAGCCUGGACGAGAACCUGCGCACGCGGCAGGGCCCCGUGCGCCAGUUCCUCAUCCUGGCCCGCUACUGCACCCGCACCGUGUUCCACGAGCAGCUCGAGGAGAUCCGCCGGCGCGGCUCGCUGUACUGGCCGCCUAACGCGCUGCGCGUGCUGGCCGCCUGGCUGGGGCUGCUGAGGGUCGAGAUCAAGCUGGAGGCGUUCGAGUUGUGGAUCGGCGUCAAGCGCAUGUUUGGGUACAAAAACUCUUCAGUCUUGGGCGGCAUGGCAUAGAGAGAUACCUCGGUUUGGGUUGG
Molecule: messenger RNA, 2035 nt
Organism: Thermothielavioides terrestris NRRL 8126
Lineage: Eukaryota; Fungi; Ascomycota; Sordariomycetes; Sordariales; Chaetomiaceae
Exons: 4
Coding region: 462-2012 (516 amino acids)
Biological process (GO): mitochondrion organization; lipid homeostasis
Cellular component (GO): mitochondrial inner membrane
Source: RefSeq, a predicted model, not a curated record